CGUCGCCGCUACCUUGACUAACAUCAAAAUAUUUACGACUGCUUUUUGCGCUACUUGCUUAGCAAUUUUGCAUAUUUUUAAAUAUUAUGCACUCUGGCAUCAUGUAGUUUAAGUUAAAUUAUAAGUGACUUAAGUGAUUUACAAACAUUCCUAUUUGCUUCGGAAGAUUAUGGCAUCUGCGACUUUAAGCACCAAAAACAUAAUCAAAUUGCCACUAUGCUUUUGCAUACUCUUAAAAUGCAUCAUCUCCACAUGUGUCUGCUGUGCUUGAUUGCAUUAGCGAUACUUUCCUACUUCGUUCAUCAGCGUCCUUCUUGGGUAACCGACUAUAAGGGAGAGGCAGGUGGUUUUAGCGAAGCACAAACAUCGAAACCUCCUCUAUAUAUCGUUGUCGUUUGCUGCGGUCAAAGGGUCCAGGAGACUCUGGUUAUGAUCAAAUCGGCCAUUCUCUUCAACUAUGACGAGGAGUACUUAAAAUUUUUAAUUUUCACUGAGAACGGGCAGGGUGAUGAAUUCACGGAAAAGCUGACAGACUGGCGGGACAUCAAACCGUUUACUUUUGACUUUGAGAUCCUGCCAUUAAAGUUUCCCAGUCACAAUGAAAUCGAAUGGAAGAAUCUCUUCAAGCCAUGUGCAGCUCAGCGUUUGUUUCUCCCGUCUCUGCUAACGAACGUAGACUCAUUGCUGUACGUUGACACGGAUAUUUUAUUCUUGUCCCCUAUAUCGGAUAUAUGGCGAUUCUUCAAGAAGUUCAACGAGACUCAAAUCUCAGCGCUGACCCCGGAGCACGAGAACGAAAACAUUGGAUGGUACAACCGCUUCGCAAGACAUCCGUUCUACGGCCGACUCGGCGUGAACUCUGGCGUUAUGCUAAUGAAUCUCACACGGAUGAGGGACAUGAAAUGGGAGCAACAUAUCUUGGCUAUUCACAAGGAGUACAAACUGCGAAUUAUCUGGGGCGAUCAAGACAUCAUAAACAUACUAUUUUACUUCCAUCCCGACAAGCUGUACAUCAUGCCAUGCGAAUACAACUACCGUCCAGAUCACUGCAUGUACAUGAGCAUUUGUAACAUGUCCCACGCCGGCGUUAAGGUAAUUCACGGAAAUCGGGGCUAUUUUCAUUCCGACAGGCAACUACUUUUUAAAUCUAUUUACGAAUCCAUGGAGAAUUAUCAAUUGGGGUCAAAUGCCAAUACCCAAUUCCUAAUGCCACUCCAUGCAGCACUUAAAAUACAAUCCGUCAAUGAGUCUAGCUGUGGAAAGAUAUCAACUGAAGUCUUAAAAGUUGCGAAUACAGUUCUUAGCAAUAGGUACAGGGAAGAGUAGUGUGUAGUGUACAUAGAGUAUUAUUAGAAAUUUUAGAAAUGAGAUUUUGCAACGAAAUGUACUUAAUUAUAGAUAUACGUUUUUAAACAAUGAUAAAAACUGAUGAUUGUACAAAGAUCUGUGAAAAGAAUACACUGGGAGUCUAGAAAUGAUAAAAAUAUUGAUGUAACGAUCCUGUACCGAUAUUUGAUGCGACUUUUUGGACUUUUCGUCUUGAUUGACAAACCCAAUCCAUGAAAUAUAAA
This is a messenger RNA of Drosophila serrata, 1571 nucleotides long. RefSeq names its product glucoside xylosyltransferase 1 shams (gene shams). The record is from RefSeq and is a predicted model, not a curated record. Gene Ontology annotation, biological process: protein O-linked glycosylation via N-acetylgalactosamine. NCBI's taxonomy places the organism in Eukaryota, Metazoa, Arthropoda, Insecta, Diptera, Drosophilidae. Gene Ontology annotation, molecular function: UDP-xylosyltransferase activity.